Meira miltonrushii is the source of this 606-nucleotide messenger RNA. RefSeq lists its product as uncharacterized. The transcript has a single exon. Bases 1 to 606 code for a protein of 201 amino acids. The record is from RefSeq and is a predicted model, not a curated record. NCBI's taxonomy places the organism in Eukaryota, Fungi, Basidiomycota, Exobasidiomycetes, Exobasidiales, Brachybasidiaceae.
AUGAAGUGGACUCAAUCGAUUGUGUUGAUCUGUUUUGCGCUUCAACAAGCUUGCACAAUUCAAGCAUAUGUGAUGCGUUUACCAGACUAUUCUUCUAUAGGUUAUGAUGAGAAAGGAAUGAAUCCCUUAGAAGAUGAUGAACUAGACAACCACCAAAUUUCAACCAAUGGUUCAAUGUUGGGUAAGCCCUUUCAUCGUUCUUUCUCAGACCUAUACAGGAUCGGACCGCUUACUAGUGCUAGAAAGAUGAAGAAAGUUAUCAAAAUUACAGAUGAUGGUUUUGAGUUCGAUUUAGUAGAAGAAGACGAUAUGGAAUCAAAUCUGUCACAAGAAGGAGAAUCAGACAGAUCUCAAGCAAGAGGAGAAGUACAAUUAGUGAAGCGUACUGGAACAAGAGGAGGUAGAAGAAAAAGAGUUGCAGCACAGAAUAGAGCAAUGGAAGCAGCAAAAAAUGCUCCAGCAAAAAAUGCUCCAGCAAAAAAUGCUCCGGCAAAAGGUGGAAUGAGUAAAACUAAAGCUGGACUUCUACUCGCUGGAGGUGCAGCUGCAGGAGCUGCUGCAAUAGGUAUGACGAACGGUUCAUCACCACCAGCAGCAGCCAAGUGA